AUGUAUAUAUGCUCUUCGAUUCUGGGAUGGAUCUAUAUCACUGAUGAUGAAGCAAGGCUUAUACUAAAUGUCAUUAAUCAAGAACUUAAUAAUUUUACAUUUGGGAAAGAGAGGUUCUUAGCAGGAGAAAAUUAUAUUGUCAGUUUAAAAGAUGUUCAUGAAUUUUAUACAUUCAUAAAUGUAUGUUAUUAUAGAUUACUGUGCAAAAAUAAAAAAGGUCAAGAUAAAAAAUGCGGUUUUAUACAAAUUGAUAACUUUGAAUCUAUUGUUCCAUAUUGUAUUAUAGAUAACCAAAAAUAUGUACCACUAUUCUACUUUAAAAAGGAAAAACAAAACCUAAUAGAUCGAGCUAUAAAAAUAAAAGAUUGGAACUUGGCCUAUCUCAAGUUCUGUUGGAAAGUGCAGGGUAUCAGAGAUGAAUUGUUUGCUGGUAGCUCUUGCACAGUGGUCAGUGUUGAUAAUAUCAAAAAAUAUUUUCCACCAGAAACACAUUUUGAGGAUUUUUGGCCACAUGAGACGCUUAAUUCAUAUUUCCCUAUUAAUCAGAAUUCUUCUACUCAUCUCAAGUUCAAUUGUAAAAUGCAAUGUAUCAGAGAUGAAUUGUUUGCUGGUGACUCUUGCACAGUGGCCAGUGUUGAUAAUAUCAAAAAAUAUUUUCCACCAGAAACACAUUUUGAGGAUUUUUGGCCACAUGAAACGCUUAGUUCACAUUUCCCUAUUAAUCAGAAUUCUUCUACUCAUCUCAAGUUCCGUUGUAAAACGCAGGGUAUCAUAGACGAAUUGUUUGCUGGCAAUUCUUGUACAGUGGCCAGUGUUGAAAAUAUCAAAAAAUAUUUUCCACCAGAAACACAUUUUGAGGAUUGCGACUGGCCAGACCACACACCAUCACAUUCGAAAAUGGAUUUCAGAAAGAAUACAGUAAAAAAAUGUCGUAAUGAAAGUAUAAAUGGUAGAUUAUUUUGGAAAGCAAUAGUUGAACUUGUACCUUCCACGCCUUCUGUAACUCAGCUCCUUAAUAUCUAUUUAAAAUAUGUACAUUUAGAUAUGUAUAUAUGCUCUUCGAUUCUGGGAUGGAUCUAUAUCACUGAUGAUGAAGCAAGGCUUAUACUAAAUGUCAUUAAUCAAGAACAUAGUAAUUUUACAUUUGGGAAAGAGAGGUUCUUAGCAGGAGAAGAUUAUAUUGUCAGUUUAAAAGAUGUUUAUGAAUUUUAUACAUUCAUAAAUGUAUGUUAUAAUAGAUUACUAUGCAUAAAUAAAAAAGGUCAAGAUGAAAAGUGCGGUUUUAUACAAAUUAAUAACUUUGAAUCUAUUGUUCCAUAUUGUAUUAUAGAUAACCAAAAAUAUGUACCACUAUUCUACUUUAAAAAGGAAAAACAACACCUAAUAGAUCGAGCUAUAAAAAUAAAAGAUUGGAACUUAGCCUAUCUCAGGUUCUGUUGGAAAGUGCAAGGUAUCAAAGAUGAACUGAUUGCUGGUAGCUAUUGCACAGUGGUCAGUGUUGAUAAUAUCAAAAAAUAUUUUCCACCAGAAACACAUUUUGAGGAUUUUUGGCCACAUGAGACGCUUAAUUCACAUUUCCCUAUUAAUCAGAAUUCUUCUACUCAUCUCAAGUUCCGUUGUAAAAUGCAGGGUAUCAGAGAUGAAUUGUUUGCUGGUGACUCUUGUACAGUGGCCAGUGUUGAUAAUAUCAAAAAAUAUUUUCCACCAGAAACACAUUUUGAGGAUUAUUGGCCUAAUGAGACGCUUAAUUCACAUCUCCCUAUUAAUCAGAAUUCAUCCACCCAUGUCAACCUGCAAGGUGCACUCCCUCAAGCACCCCCUCAAGCAGAACCUGCUGAAUUUAUUGAAGAUCCGGUAACCGGCUGUGGUUGUAGUGAUGAAGAAAUGGAGCUGACGGUAAUCGCGGUGUUAUUGCAUUAUACGGUUUAUUAUAUAUCAUCGGUGGAUGUAAAUCCGGAACAUUUUAUGAUUCUGUAG
This is a messenger RNA of Macrosiphum euphorbiae (potato aphid), 1977 nucleotides long. The record is from the annotation of a GenBank genome assembly. NCBI's taxonomy places the organism in Eukaryota, Metazoa, Arthropoda, Insecta, Hemiptera, Aphididae.